Molecule: messenger RNA, 2540 nt
Organism: Trematosphaeria pertusa
Lineage: Eukaryota; Fungi; Ascomycota; Dothideomycetes; Pleosporales; Trematosphaeriaceae
Exons: 1
Coding region: 63-2495 (810 amino acids)
Biological process (GO): rRNA processing
Cellular component (GO): nucleus
Source: RefSeq, a predicted model, not a curated record
CUGAAUCCGGCACUUCAACGGCUGGCAAAGCCCAGCAGACCCCGAAGAGCAAGCAAGACGGGAUGGCGCCGAUAGCCACCGAACUGGCCACUUUUCGCGCCCUCACCUUCCGACUCUCCUCGACCGCGACCUCACUGCUUCCCGAGCACGUGCCCGCCAUCGCCGCGUCGCUGGCCAAUUGCAGGUCAUUGCUCGCUUCGGCGCACACUUCUGGAUCCAAAGCUUCGGCGGAGGCUUCAGUUGCGGUUCACAAGUAUAGGGCCUUGCUCUCGACCCUCCUCCAGGAUCGGACUGUCCAAGGAAGAUGGGCAGCCAUAGUGCUCGUCAAGGCGACUGUAGAGAUCGGUGGCUGGGAAACACUCCAGAAGAGCCUUGCCUGGGUUCGUGGGCUUCUAGCUAUUCUCACAAAGCCGGAUCCGCCGUCCUCCAAGAAGCUGUGUCUCAUCACAUUGACCCGCAUAUUCUGCCUCACCCGGGAGUAUCCGACGCUUGUUCGCGAGAUAACGACGCCCUCCCUGCCCACCUUCAUCCAAUCGAGCUUGCAAAUAGCUACACCGAAAGCUCCAGCGAGCCUAUUGCAAGCCGUUUUUGAGAGUUUCAACCAGCUGCUUCCGCGCCAUCCAACCAUCUUCCGCUCUUAUCUUAAACAGCUACAGCAGCUUCUAGGGCGAACUAUUGCGCCUACACCAUCCAGCAAACUCGGCCCGGAGCAAGUAUCAGGUCCCAAAUUUGAGACAGCAUCCGAAGUCUCUGCAGCCGCUCGACGCUUGUAUACACAACUACCAUGCUGCGCGCCGAAAGGGGCGUCAAAUGAGGAGUGGCACGAGUCUUUCAAAAGAACAGUCGAAAACGUACACCGGGUCUCAGACAGGGUCUUCCGGGCUGUGGUGGAGGACUGGAGAUCGUCUGUUAAUAAUAUGCCAUCUCUGAAUAGCCACACUUCGGACGAUGAAGUUCAAGAUUUGGAACCUAGCGCGAUGGCUCUGCCCCCUUGGUCCGGUAUCUAUGCGGGAAGCGAACGCCUUGUUAGUCUACUUAGACUUAUCAAAGAUCACUUGGACUGUGCGACUGCUGGUCCCAUAAGCCUCAAUGUGGGGCUCACCGUGGAUCUGCUUUCAAGGCUGCUGUCACUGACGGUGCCUUCGACGACAGGAGGCAAGGCCUUCCAGACCAACGGGGCCAGGUUCAACAAUCAAGUCACCAAGGAGGAACGGGAAACCCUGUGGUUAAUCUUGCCCAACGUACAUGUUGCAGCGAUGGAGAUUCUUCUGGUGUUGACACAUCGAUGUGACGCAAGCACGCUAGCUGUUGACGUUGUCCUGCUAGACCAACUGGUCUGGGUAUUCGCAUCAGAGAAAGACACACCUCAGAUACGGACGGCAUGUUAUCAGACAGUCGCGCAGUUAUUAAUGCGCUCAGGUGCGGCGUUGUCUAAAUCAUCAAUCGACUCGCUCUCGACUAUGAUCCGCACCUGCUGCGACGAUAUAUUGCCUGUGGAACUGAGCCUUGUGUCCUCGAAACAAACGCAGGCUAAAGCGAACGGCAAUAGCCAACAGCAGGUUACUACGAACGCUGACUCGUUCUUGAGGUUAUCUAAAAGCCUGAAGGACCCCAUCGCUAACUUUAGCGGGCUGCAGGAAGCCGCACGCUCGCUUCUUCCCGUUGUCUUCGCCAACAUUCGUUCCCAGUAUCUGUCGAAUUCUGUGAGGGCUCGCCUUGACCGCACUGUCAUCCUCGUGGGUCACAAGGACGCCAUGGUGGCCAGUCUUCUGAACCCUCCGCCUAGCAGGAAGUGUGGCAAACCAGCUGCGAGCAUCUUGCCAUUGCUAGCGAGAUUUAGAGCCGGCGAGCAAGAUGUGGAGAGCCUGCUGAGACCGCGGAUGCCCGUGAUCCGCACCGGUUCCCAGGAUUAUAACGGUGGAGAAGAAGAGGAGGAGGAGGAGGAGGAGGAGGGGGCAACGCAGGAUGGUGAAGGAGAGGAUGACCACUUUGUCGGUCACGAACUCGACAGCAUCUUGGAGACAGCAAACAGUACCAAUAGCGGUGGGGGCGACGCCGCAUUGGCAGACCCGACCGGCGUAGGGCCAGAGCACCAAGCACUUCUGUUGUCCGCUGCACCAGGCCUCAACGCUAACGAUGGGAUCGACACUGUCUGUCUGGGAACUGGACGGCAUGAGGGUGGCCUGGGCGGUAAAAGGGCGCAGGCCGAGGAUGUUCCCUCUUCACCUGCCAAGCGAGUGAAAGUGAACGAGGAAGGAGCGGCUCCAUCAGGCUCACCUACGACGUCAAUACCGUCAAUACUGACAAUACCGACCACCCUCGCGCCAGCUAUCACUGCCCCACUAGAAACUGCGGUGGUUGAUUUUGUAGAGCCGACUACGUCACAGGCUUCACCUCCCCCAGCGCCGCCAGCAGAAGAGCAAAGAGAAGAUAGCGAUGAGGAUGAUAUUGUACCGCUAGUCCUUGGGCAAGACACGGAUGACGAGUCGGAUUGAUAGCUAUUGUUCAAAGCUCUUGUGCGAAUAGAAACGUGUAUAUUG